AAUCACCGAGAGCCUUGGUGGAGUGUGACUCAGCAAAGUGUCUGUUCUGCUCCGGCACAGAUCAGGUCUCGUAUCCUGAGCUGACGUGGGACUCGGGGGCUCGUGGCCCCGAUACUGCACGGCUGCUUCCCGAUUGCCCCAUCUGUUCAAUCUGAUGACCCACGUCAGUGUCCCCCGGUUCUGCUCCCUCUUGGUGGUGCAGGAUGGUGCCUGCUGGACUCACCCCGAGCCCUGGGAAAUCCUCUGCACUGCGUAAUGGUAGAGAUUGUGUGAUGCGCACUCUUUGGGGGUCAGGUGCUGCCUUUGGCACUUUCUCCUUCUUUCAACCUCCCUGUGCAGCUCCUUAGAUUCCUUUCCAUUUCAAGGAGGAAAGUCAAGAUAUCUUUACUCAGUGGAAGAAUGAUGUAGUUUCCUCCUAACCUUCUUUUCUUUUGCUUCCAGAUCCCCUCUGGAAGGUUACGAUGGGAAUGAGCCUGACGACUUGGACGGUUUCCCCGACUUGUUCCUCUGCCCGCAAGUUCGUCCUUCGGAAGUCAGGAAAGUGCCGCGCGUGGUAGCGGCCUCCCGGGAACAAGGCGUGGCGGUGUAGACAGGAAUGGAUGAGAGCGGCUCGGGGGCCCUCGGACGCGUGCUCCCGGAGGUGUAGUCUGGGGACGCCCCUGCGGGCCCGGGCUGCAUGGCCGACUCCUGAGCCAGGAUGCUGCGCCGGGGGCUGCUCGCCUGGGCCUCCCGGGUGGUGGUCUUGCUCGUCCUCCUCUGCUGCGCGGCGUCCGUCCUCUACAUGCUGGCCUGCACGCCGAGGGGCGACGACGAGCGCCUGGGGCUGCCCAGGGCCAACGGCCCCACGGGCAGGGCCGGCUCCCAGGCGGCGGUGCUCAGCUGGGAGGAGCGUCACCGCGACCACGUCGGGAGCCUCAAGAGGCAGAUCGCGCAGCUGCAGGAUGAGCUGCAGGAGCGGAGCGAGCAGCUGAGGGCUGCGCAGCAGCGGGCGGGGGAGCCCGCGGGCGCCCCGGGCAGGGCCCAGGCCGACCUGCUGGCCUUCCUGCGCUCGCAGGUGGACAGGGCGGAGGUGCACGCCGGCGUCAAGCAGGCCACCGAGUAUGCCGCCGUGCCCUUCGACAGCUUCACGCUGCACAAGGUGUACCAGCUGGAGACCGGCCUGACCCGGCACCCCGAGGAGAAGCCCGUGCGCAAGGACAAGCGGGACGAGCUGGUGGAGGCCAUCCAGUCGGCCGUGGAGGCUCUGAACAGCCCCGCGGAGAGCAGCCCCGACCAGCGGCCCUACACGGCCUCGGACUUCAUCGAAGGGAUCUACCGCACAGAGAGGGAUAAAGGCACAUUGUACGAGCUCACGUUCCGAGGGGACCACAAGCACGAGUUCAGACGCCUGGUCUUGUUCCGGCCAUUCGGCCCCAUCAUGAAGGUGAAGAAGGAGCAGCUAAACACGGCCAGCACGCUCGUCAACGUCAUCGUGCCGCUGGCCAGGAGGGUGGACAAGUUCCGGCAGUUCAUGCAGAACUUCAGGGAGAUGUCCAUCCAACAGGACGGGAGGGUUCACCUCACUGUCGUUUACUUUGGAAAAGAAGAAAUGGAUGAGGUCAAAGGAAUACUUGAGAACACUUCCAGAGCCGCCAACUUCAGGAACUUCACCUUCAUCCAGCUGAGCGGGGAGUUCUCUCGGGGGAAGGGGCUGGACGUGGGUGCCCGCUCCUGGAAGGGCAGCAACGUGCUGCUCUUCUUCUGCGACGUGGACAUCUACUUCACCUCCGAGUUCCUCAACACCUGCAGGCUGAACACGCAGCCAGGGAAGAAGGUGUUUUAUCCUGUCCUUUUCAGUCAGUACAAUCCUGGCAUAAUAUACGGCCAUCACGAUGCAGUCCCCGCCUUGGAGCAGCAGCUGGUCAUAAAGAAGGAGACUGGAUUCUGGAGAGAUUUCGGGUUCGGGAUGACGUGCCAGUACCGGUCCGACUUCAUCAACAUAGGUGGCUUCGACCUGGACAUCAGAGGCUGGGGCGGCGAGGACGUGCACCUCUACCGCAAGUACCUGCACAGCAAUCUGGUGGUGGUGCGCGCGCCCGCGCGGGGCCUCUUCCACCUGUGGCACGAGAAGCGCUGCGAGGACGAGCUGGCGCCCGAGCAGUACCGGAUGUGCAUCCAGUCCAAGGCCAUGAACGAGGCGUCCCACGGGCAGCUGGGGAUGCUGGUGUUCAGGCACGAGAUCGAGGCCCACCUCCGCAGACAGAGACGCAAGACGGGCAGCAGGAAGUCAUGAGCGCCCCCUGCAGGGGACCAGGGGUGCGGAGACGCUUUCUUAUUUUUAUUUUUUUCCUUUUUGCAGUUGCAGCAAGGAAAAAUAUGGCCCCAAAAGGGCAAGGAAAGCAUUCGACUGGUUAGUAAAACGGACGAGGGAGCGUUUCUCUCUGCCUGUGUAGCUUAUGCAACAGGCAUCAAACGCCCCCCACACUUGGCCUGCAGAAGCAGCCCAAACGCACCAAACCGCGGCAACCAACAGACACGACCUCUUUGUGAGACUGAUGGCGUGGAGGUUGUGAUUGUGUUUACAGCAAAGCCAGUGCUGUUGUUCUGCGCUUAUUGAAAUAUUCAUGAAGGAAGAGAAGCUUUGUAAAAAGUUCAUUAGGAUGGAAGGCCAGCAUCAUGCCUCCCGGUCUGAGGGGUGAUCAGCCCUUCUCUGGGGUCUGGGAGACGGUGUGAAAUUCAGAGAUACACUCAUGGUGAUCUUCGUGGAUAUAGUAAGCAAAACCAAAUGGACUAAAAGUGAGAAAACAAACUCGUAGCUAUUGUAUCAUCUCCCCCAACGAUAACCAGAAGUAAUCUGUUCAUCUUUUUGGUUGUAGUUUUAGCCAUCUCUGUUAAUUUUAUUUAAAAAUGCACUUUUUUUGGCUUAUGAGUUAUAUUCUGCUUAUUUAAUUACCCAUUUGCAAGCCUUAUGAAGAGAGCACAAGUUAGCUACAUUUUGGUAUUUUCUAAGAAGAUACUUUUCGCUGCCUUGCUUCAGUUCAGAGCAUCAGAUUGUGACCCACAGCCGAGGAUGUGGCAGAUGCUGACCCUGUGGGGACUGGCCGGCAGACGGUCAUCGGGGACGGCGUGGCUUGGGGCUGCUGACCACACAGGCACACGGAUACUUUAUCUGAAGAGUAUUUCCGAAAUGGAGCAACUGAACACGGAGGGAAUGGAAAAUGUACUUUUUACCUUAACAGAGAAGGAAACUCAUUCAGACUGGUGAUACAAGUCAGAAAACACGUUUUCUCCUCAGGGGAACUGGGGACCACUUUCUUACCUGUUGAAAUAAACCAAAGCAGGCUAUAUGAACCAAACUUUCUCUUUUCUAAGCAGGGUGCUCUUCCUGGCUUCUGGCUUCCACGAGAAGAAACAGAAGGAAACGUCUUUAGUGAAAGGUCACUCCACCCGCCAGCGUCCAGUGGGACGGACGAUUGUGAGGUGGGCUCCUCCAACCCAGCCAAGCGGCAGUGACUUGUUUUUUAAAUUACGCUGUUCUACUCA
Messenger RNA from Budorcas taxicolor (takin), 3522 nucleotides. RefSeq names its product chondroitin sulfate N-acetylgalactosaminyltransferase 1 (gene CSGALNACT1). The record is from RefSeq and is a predicted model, not a curated record. The coding region runs from base 698 to 2272 and encodes 524 amino acids. The transcript is spliced from 10 exons. Gene Ontology annotation, cellular component: Golgi cisterna membrane. NCBI's taxonomy places the organism in Eukaryota, Metazoa, Chordata, Mammalia, Artiodactyla, Bovidae. Gene Ontology annotation, molecular function: glucuronosyl-N-acetylgalactosaminyl-proteoglycan 4-beta-N-acetylgalactosaminyltransferase activity.